AUGACAGGACACAGGAAAAGCCUCUCGGUGAGCGAGCAACCGAACGAUGUCGGCCACACUGCUGACAAGUGGUUACCGCGUGACAGGACUGAUUUCUUCCGCUCCCUACUCGCCCUCUGCUCAACUCACUCUCCCCUACACAAACACCAUGUCAACCCUACGCCACGGCGCGGUGCCUUGACAACCAUUUGACAGACCUCCGACACACACACGGUGUCUCAACUUCCAUCUGUGCUCCUUAUUUGGGGAAUGUCGUCGUCGUCGUCAUGGCUUCAGAUUGAGUCAACAAUGCCCCAAGAGGAGUGGUUGAAAUAA
Molecule: messenger RNA, 315 nt
Organism: Rodentolepis nana
Lineage: Eukaryota; Metazoa; Platyhelminthes; Cestoda; Cyclophyllidea; Hymenolepididae
Source: the annotation of a GenBank genome assembly